AUGUUUGGAGGCCAAAGGAAGAGGCGGAUUGGAAUUGUGGGCUAUGGACAUCUAGGCCAGUAUCUGACAAAACGAAUCCAAGAUGAAGGGUUCCAACAUGGUUUGGAGCUGGCUUUUGUUUGGAACCGGGAUGCCAGCAAAAUGGAGGACACUGUACCAGUGGAGCUGAGGUUGGGGAAGUUGACAGAUUUUUUACAAUGCCAUGCUGAUGUCAUUGUUGAAGUGGCACAUCCCUGCAUUGCCCAAGAUUAUGGGGAAUUCUUCCUUAAAGCUGCAGAUUUUAUGGUGGGAUCACCAACAGCCCUAGCAGAUGUGAACACUGAGCUUAGAUUACGUGAAGUAGCAAAAAAGACUGGACACACACUCUACAUCCCCAGUGGGGCUCUAUGGGGUGGCCAAGACAUUCAAAGGUUGGAUGAUACAGGGAUGCUCCAGGCAUUAACAGUCACUAUGACUAAACACCCGGACAGCUUCCGGUUGAGUGGGUCUCUUGGGGAGCUUACAAAGGGAGAUCAGGAGGAAAGCAUGGUGCUGUACAAUGGCCCUGUGCGGGGUCUGUGUCCCUUGGCCCCCAACAAUGUCAACACGAUGGCAGCAGCUUGCAUUGCCGCUCCAAGUCUGGGCUUCGAUGGUGUAAAAGGUUGCCUGGUGGCAGAUCCUAAUGUCCCUGACUAUCAUGUGGUGAUGAUUGAAGCAACAGGGCCAGGGGGCUUCUCAGUCAGCACCAGUCGCAAGAACCCAGCUGCUUGUGGGGCUGUUACAGGGUCAGCCACCUUUGCUACUUUCUGGAGCAGCCUAUUGGUAUGCCAAGGACAUGGAGGCCGAGUCUAUCUGUGCUGA
This is a messenger RNA of Protobothrops mucrosquamatus (brown spotted pit viper), 840 nucleotides long. It is a transcript of the gene ASPDH, whose product is annotated as aspartate dehydrogenase domain containing. The record is from RefSeq and is a predicted model, not a curated record. Gene Ontology annotation, biological process: NAD+ biosynthetic process. Bases 1 to 840 code for a protein of 279 amino acids. Lineage: Eukaryota; Metazoa; Chordata; Lepidosauria; Squamata; Viperidae. Gene Ontology annotation, molecular function: L-aspartate dehydrogenase [NAD(P)+] activity; NADP binding. The transcript has 7 exons.